Molecule: messenger RNA, 1122 nt
Organism: Teleopsis dalmanni
Lineage: Eukaryota; Metazoa; Arthropoda; Insecta; Diptera; Diopsidae
Product: KH domain-containing, RNA-binding, signal transduction-associated protein 3-like
Exons: 6
Coding region: 124-1080 (318 amino acids)
Biological process (GO): regulation of alternative mRNA splicing, via spliceosome
Cellular component (GO): nucleus
Molecular function (GO): mRNA binding
Source: RefSeq, a predicted model, not a curated record
UUUUGUGUGUACAUCAAAGUAGGCCUCAUUUUAUUUUAUUUAAAUAGAAAAGUGAAAAUUGUGUAGCAUAAUAAAUUUUUUUAAUUCAGUUUGAUAUUGUCAGAGAUAGAAAUACUAUUCAAAAUGUCUGAACAUUCAGAAGAGCAUAUCUUAAAUGAACCAAAAGCUGAAUUUCAGCAGCCAAGGAUUAAUGAAGUUGCUCAGAAAUUUUUGGCCGAUUUGGAAGAAGAGCGUCAACGUUUGGGUGAAUCUUUUCCUUUGUGCAAACUUUUAAUUGAUGAAACGUUUGAUAAAGUUUUUUCCACUGGUCGAAUACCUGGUAAGGAAUACUAUGCAGAUGUGUACAAGCAAAAGCCAAUAAAAAUAAGUCAAAAAGUAUUUGUUCCGGUUAAACAAUACCCAAAGUUCAAUUUCAGUGGAAAGAUUUUGGGUCCAAAAGGAAAUUCUUUAAGACGCCUGCAGGAAGAGACUCAAUGUAAAAUUGCCAUUAAAGGUCGUAAUUCUAUGCGUGAUCGAAAUAAGGAAGAAGAAAUGCGCGCUUCAGGCGAUCCCAGAUUUUCUCAUUUAAAUAGGGAUUUGUUUCUUGAGAUCUCCACCCUUUCAAGUCCUGCAGAAGCUUACGCACGCAUUGCAUAUGCUCUAGCUGAAGUUCGUAAAUAUAUUGUUCCAGAUAAGAAUGAUGAAGUAUCUCAUGAACAAUUUCGGGAACUUAUGGAGAUCGAUCCACAAUCAGUUAAGCAGCUGAAUGGAUCCCACCCGUAUAUUAACAAAUCUGUUCUUGAGAAAAAAAUUUCAGGCGGGUCUACUGGUGUGUCUAAGUAUAUGAAUCUCAUACGUAACAUUUCAUAUGAUCAAAUGGAUCCAGAAGCUGAAGUUGUAGCACAAUCAACUUACAAUCCGCGUUUUGCAAAUCGCCAAGCUCAGCCAGCUUAUGGUUACGCAAAAGAUAGGGCAACAGCACCAGCAGGCUACAAGCGUCAACUAGUGGGUCCAUAUACCACAGAUGCAAAACGAUUCCGUGAAGGUCCCAUAAAAGCUUUUAAGCCCCAUUCUUAUUCUAUUUUAAAUAAAUAUAAAUAAUCACAAAUAAAUAUUACUGAAUAAUACUAUGACCGCCACAAA